This is a messenger RNA of Prosopis cineraria, 1264 nucleotides long. RefSeq names its product E3 ubiquitin-protein ligase At1g12760-like. The record is from RefSeq and is a predicted model, not a curated record. Lineage: Eukaryota; Viridiplantae; Streptophyta; Magnoliopsida; Fabales; Fabaceae.
GCCAGUAGCCGUAGGAUGAUGCGCGAGCCAUCAAUGAUUGUCAGAGAGACUGCAGCUGAGCGAUUGGAAGAGAGACGCGAUUGGGCUUAUUCCAAACCCGUUGUGAUUCUUGAUAUUAUUUGGAACUUUGCCUUUGUUAUUGUGGCCGCUACAGUGUUUGUCAUGAGCAUAAAUGAAUCACCAAGCAUGCCUUUGAGGUUGAUUGUGGGUUACGCUCUGCAAUGUGUCCUUCACACAUUUUGUGUCUGCGUUGAGUAUAGCAGACGGAGGCGUUACCAACACAGUCAAUCCCCGCCAUUAUCGAACUCAGUGCAAGACAGGUUUGGCAGCAGUGACAAUUCGAGUUCCGGUUCAAGGGAGAAUUCUGGGCAUUAUGAAAGUUUGCCUCAAUCCGCGAGGAGCAGUGCUGCAAAGCAUCUGGAAUCAGCCAAUACAAUGUUUUCAUUUAUUUGGUGGAUUGUUGGAUUUUACUGGGUGUCCUCUGGCAGUCAAGCUUUAGCCCAUGAUUCUCCUCAGCUUUACUGGCUAUGUAUUAUUUUCCUGGCCUUUGAUGUUUUCUUUUCUUUCUUUUUCUGCGUUGCACUGGCAUGCAUUAUUGGAAUUGCUGUUUGCUGUUGUCUUCCAUGUAUCAUUGCUCUUCUUUAUGCAGUUGCAGACCAGGAAGGGGCAACGAAACAAGACAUUGAGCAGUUGUCAAAGUUCAAAUUCCGAAAAAUAGACAGUGAGAAAGUUGCAGGUAGUACCCAAGGACCUGUGGGAGGAGUGAUGACUGAAUGUGGCUCUGAUUUACCCACAGAACGCGUUCUUUCUGAGGAGGAUGCGGAAUGUUGCAUAUGCCUUUCUGUUUAUGAGGAUGGGGUUGAACUAAGAGAACUUCCUUGCGGUCACCAUUUUCAUUGUGCCUGCGUGGACAAGUGGCUGUAUAUAAAUGCAACUUCUCUUUGCAAGUAUAAUGUUUUGAAGGGUAGCAUCCAUGGUCAAGAAGAAGUUUAGAAGACGCUAGAAAAUAAUAAUUAUAGCAGCCAUUUAAGUAUUUCAAUCCCCUUCUGGUUCAGUUUAAUGGGCACAGCAUGUUCCUCUACUUCAAAAUACAUGGUUCUUUCAGUUGUUACUUCUGCUUCUGCGGCUUCUUGUCUUGAAAUCCUAAGUGGUUUUUGUAUAUAAGCACUGCUCACUGCUGUAACAACCGGUUAUAAUGAUCAUAGAGGCAAUCUGUUUUAUGUCUUAUAUGAAUGUAAUGAUUAUUGUUGUCGUCUUUGGCUCA